UUAGAGGAGCGCUUCCAAUUUCUUCGGAGGGUCUUCCGUGUCAUCCGUUAUCUAGUCAAUGGCUAACACCUUUGAUUGGCAGGCAUAUUGACCUAUCAACGCUCUUCGUCAAACUCCAGUUGGGAAAAAAAAAGUUCGUAAAGUUUGUUAGAAAUUUGGCGGUGAAGAAAGUCAUAACGGGCCAUUAUUUGUAAGGUUGUGUGUGUCCUGUCCAUCCUAUGUGGCACAGAUGUGUGCAUGGGACAUGUUUAUGACCGGCACAAACGUUCAGGGGAUGAAGGGGCUUCAGCAAGGAUGGAGUCUCGCUCCAUGCCUUCCAGUGGGCCUACCUUUGGCUCUUGUAGGAACAGGUGUUUUGAGUUGGAUGAGGCACAGCCACCAAACUGUCGCUGUGACAACCUGUGUAAGACCUACAACAGCUGCUGCCCCGACUUUGAACAGCUCUGCCUCAGGACGGAGGGUGGGUAUGAGUGCACUAAGGAUCGCUGUGGGGAGACUCGGAAUGAACAGCACGCUUGCCAUUGCUCUGAGGACUGUCUGACCAGAGGAGACUGCUGUACCAACUAUAAGACUCUGUGUAAAGGAGACACUCCCUGGCUGCAAGAUGAAUGUGAGGAGAUAAAGACCCCUGAAUGCCCUGCUGGGUUUGUGCGUCCACCCCUUAUCAUGCUAUCAGUGGAUGGAUUCAGAGCUUCUUACAUGAAGAGGGGCACCACAGUUAUCCCCAACAUUGAGAAACUCAGAACAUGUGGUACCCAUUCCCCGUACAUGAGACCAGUUUAUCCUACCAAAACCUUCCCCAACCUCUACACUCUUGCUACGGGCCUGUACCCGGAGUCUCAUGGCAUUGUUGGUAAUUCCAUGUAUGACACUAUUUUUGAUGCCACCUUCACUCUGAGAGGAAGAGAAAAACUCAACCACCGCUGGUGGGGAGGACAGCCUAUCUGGAUCACAGCAGUGAAUCAGGGAGUUAAGGCUGCCUCCUUCUUUUGGCCCAUUGCCAUCCCUUUGGAGAGGAGGAUACUUACCAUGCUGCAGUGGCUCCACCUCCCCGAAGGAGAGAGGCCCUAUGUUUACGCCAUGCAUUCUGAGCAACCGGACACAUAUGGACACAAACUUGGGCCCUUGAGCAUAGAAUUGAAUAAUCCCCUGAAGAUGAUUGACAGGAUCGUUGGCCAACUGAUGAAUGGCCUUAAGCAGAUGAAACUGCACCGCUGUGUCAACAUCAUCAUGGUGGGAGACCAUGGUAUGGAGGAGGCCCAUUGUGACAGGACCGAGUUCCUCAGCAAUUACAUGUCCAGUGUUGAUGACAUCAUCCUUAUCCCCGGGUCACUUGGCAGAAUACGCACCAGACACUCCAACAAUCCUAAAUAUGACCCAAAGGCUGUGGUUGCAAAUCUAACGUGUAAGAAAGCAGACCAGCACUUUAAGCCAUACUUGAAGCAGCACCUGCCAAAGAGACUGCAUUAUGCCAAUAAUCGACGUAUUGAAGACAUUCAUCUACUUGUUCAGAGGAAGUGGCACGUUGCGAGAAAAGUCCCUGAAAGUAGAAGGAACUGUGGCUUCUACGGCGACCAUGGAUAUGACAAUAAGAUCAACAGCAUGCAGACAAUUUUCUUGGGAUAUGGACCAACAUUUAAGUUCAAGACUAAAGUUCCAGCCUUUGAAAACAUUGAGCUUUAUAAUGUGAUGUGUGAUCUACUGGGUCUAAAACCAGUUCCCAACAAUGGAACCCAUGGCAGUCUAAACCACCUGCUGAGAGGGCCCCCCCACAGACCCACCAUGCCAGAGGAAGUGUCCAGGCCAGCACCUCCUAGCGGUAUUCUCACAGGAACAGAUGAUUUGGGCUGCACAUGUGAUGACAAGAGAUUGUUUCAAUCUCCAAUCUUUUUGCAGUUGCGUGUAAAAAGUAGGGGCCAGAGAGGUUUGAAAGUGACCCUUGUACGAGGCUAUAACCUGGAGUCACUCUGGCUCUGUCUCUUACAGAACAAAGUGGAGGAGCUAAACCAGCGACUGAGGCAAGCUAUUGAUGACAGUAGGAACCUGCCAUACGGUCGACCUGCUGUUUUGUUCCGUACCAAAUAUUCCAUCCUCCACCACAGUGAUUACAUCAGCGGUUACAGUGAGGCUCUCUCUAUGCCCCUCUGGACCUCCUACACUGUUGGCAGGCAGGUAGAAGUAUCCCCCCUGCCCGAGGGCCUUUCUAACUGUGUGAGACCUGACACCCGUGUCCCACCAGCCUUCAGCCAGUCAUGUACCAAUUACAGAGCAGACAAACAAAUCACCUACGCGUUCCUGUACCCACCACAGCUGUCCACAACCAUGGAAGGAAAAAAUGAUGCUGUCCUUAUCACCAACACCGUUCCCAUGUAUCCUGCAUUCAAGAGGAUAUGGGGCUACUUCCAGAGGGUACUAGUGAAGAAGUAUGCCAUGGAGAGAAAUGGAGUGAAUGUGGUCAUUGGACCCAUAUUUGACUAUGAUUAUGAUGGUCUCAGAGACACAGCUGAGAAGAUGAGACAGUAUGUAACUGGCACAAUACCCAUUCCCACCCAUUACUUUGUGGUAAUGACCAGUUGUCUGGACUUCACACAAGCGGCCGAUUCCUGCGCUGGCCCUCUCAGCAGCUUUGCGUUUAUCCUUCCACACAGGCCUGACAACGAUGAAACAUGUAAUAGCUCAGAGGAUGAGUCUCGUUGGGUGGAGGACCUGAUGAAGAUGCACACGGCUCGCGUCAGAGAUGUGGAGAUCCUGACAGGCCUGGACUUCUACCGCAGAACCAACCGCAGCUACUCUGAGAUUCUCUCCCUGAAGACCUACAUGCACACCUACGAGAGUGAGAUCUGACAGGCUGCAGUGCACAGUUUUUUUUAUACCACGCAGACAGUUUUAAGAACUGAAUUACAAAUUAUGAAUUAUGAAUUACUACUGCACUCAACAACUUUCACAUGCAACUUUUCCUUGGGGCUUUAGCCCAAGACCAAACUCUUGCCUUUAUAUUGCAGGGCAUUUUUCCAACUGUGGUGGAUGCUUGUGGAACCACAAAAACUUUUGAAAAUCUGUUUUCACACUAUCCUAUUGUACUACCUUUUCUUUUUUUUUGUGACACCAGUCUUUGCUUGUACAGAAUGCUACAGCUCUCACCUGUAUCUGCUCUGCAGCAUCCGUUUUAUGUCCCAUAACCUAAGGAUUCAAUUUAUGGACACAAAAAGUGUGUAACAGGAAUAGCCUCUAUGAAGGGAUGACUUAUAACACCACUGAGUUAGCUCAGAGGACAAAACACCACUAUAGUAGCUGUGUGGUACAGUCCAGUUAAGUUUGUUUCUGUAAAACAGUAGUGAAGGAAGACGUUGCGCCUCAAUCCCAGUUCUCCUGUCCUUUAUUUGUUUGCAGUCAGUAAAGUCAGUCAAAUUCUCAACAGGCUGAAUUUAUAAUGCCCACCAGCAGGGGGAAUCGCAAGAAAAUUACUAAUUUGAGAAAACAGUAGCUUAAUAUAAUGUUCUUUUUAGAUAUCAAAAACAAAACAGGAAAUGUAUGGUUUAGCAUUUUUCAUGCAGUUUUCACUGGCUGCCUUACUGCCAUACAAAGUCAUUUCACAUACUUCUUAUUCUAGUAGUCCUGUGUCAGAGUUGACACAAUUUUGUAAUAGUAUGUGAAAAUGGUUCAUAAUGUGAUUCUUUAAUACAGGUUGAUCCCAGGUAUCUCAACAAACACUGUCAAAAUAAUACCUCUGUAAAAGGGGAAUCAAAGAUGGGAUUGCAUUCUCUAAACAUCUGACAUAUAUUGCAUUUUAUAUUUUUUACUUUUCCAAAAAAUGAGUUUUGCCUGAGUCAGUAAUAUUUCUUGUACCCAUAAAAAUCGCAGCAUAUAAAGCAACUGAUCAUACAGACUGAAAGAUGCACUCUUGUCAUUAUAACCAAAAUAGCUUCAUGUGGAUUUUAAACAAACUGUUUGUUUGAAAUCAUGUAAUCUGACCUCAAAUUUUAUUUGUAUAAAAAAAUCUUGUAUUUCAGAUGUAUAAAAGAAAUCAAGUGAUCCUUUUAAAGCAGUUAACAUAUCCCUCCAUUGAUUGCUGGGCUGGAGUCAGGAUUGUCUCACUCAAGUCAAAGACAAUGCAUGGAGUAUUUGAGGCUAAUUCAAAACCAAAGCAAUUAAUUUUAUAUAUAUAUAUAUAUGACCAAAGAACAAAUCUCUAUCAAAAAGAGUCAGAACCCCAAACAAGAGGAACAUAUUCAGUCUCGAGAUAUGGCUUCGAGGUGAAGAAUGGAUUUGAGUAUAACAGAUUGUGUAUUUCUGCCUGUUUCAAUGAAGUUAACUAUUUUACUACGCUGUGUAGUCCCAUUCUGUUUUUGGCAAAAUAUUCACAAAUGGUUAACUACAUAUCCUCAUCAACUGUUUGUAUAACACUUUCCCAUAUUUGGUGAAUGACUGGAAUGAAAUUUGCCUAAUGUUAGUAAUGUGAUAGUACUGCAAUGUAAAAUUGUGUGAUGUUGUUGUACAUAUGCGCACAUUUGUGUGUACGCAUAGGUGUAUGUGUGUGUGUUUGUGUGUGUGUGUGUUUGUGUGUGGGGGGGAAUUUAUUAAUUCAAGAAACUGUUUCUGUUCUGUUGUGAUGUUUUUAUUGUGCCAGAUUUUGAACACUGUUAAUUACGGUAAUAACAAUGUAGGGUUUUGUAAUAUUGUCUCAAAAAGCCACCUGUGUGUUUGACUAAUUUAUGCCUUAUGUUAAGACCUGAAAUUUCACUUCAAUAAACAUGUUUUUAUACUAAAUAACUUGUGAUUUAUAGUCAAGUCAAAUAAGGCUGCCUUUUCGGCCUGUAUGUAGGAGGAACCUGACUUAUUAGGAAAUAAAUUCAUUCAUU
Messenger RNA from Lampris incognitus (smalleye Pacific opah), 4859 nucleotides. RefSeq names its product ectonucleotide pyrophosphatase/phosphodiesterase 2 (gene enpp2). The transcript is spliced from 25 exons. The record is from RefSeq and is a predicted model, not a curated record. NCBI's taxonomy places the organism in Eukaryota, Metazoa, Chordata, Actinopteri, Lampriformes, Lampridae. Bases 238 to 2844 code for a protein of 868 amino acids. Gene Ontology annotation, molecular function: phosphodiesterase I activity; alkylglycerophosphoethanolamine phosphodiesterase activity; scavenger receptor activity. Gene Ontology annotation, biological process: phosphatidylcholine catabolic process; immune response.